CUCUUCUUCGCAGAACGACUCAUAGUUUGUUCUAGACACUCAAAAAGUGUACAUUGCCAGUUUUUGUGAGGUUAAAGUGAGGUUUUGUUUGUGAGAAUGACCACGUACACAGACAAGGGACCCCAACCCGAUGGCGGGCGCUUCCUGUGCUUCGAUCACAUCACUUUCUGGGUGGGAAAUGCCAAGCAGGCCGCCAGCUACUAUGUCACUCGCAUGGGAUUCGAGCCUCUGGCCUACCAGGGUCUCGAGACCAACUGCAGGAAAGUCGUGAAGCACGCCGUGAAGCAGAAUAAAAUAGUUUUUGUAUUCGUUUCCGCGUACGAGCCCGGCGACACGGAGUUCGGCGAUCAUCUGGUGAAGCACGGCGACGGCACGAAGGACAUCGCCUUCGAGGUGGACGACCUGAGCGUGAUUGUGGCCAGGGCGAAGCAGCGCGGCGCCACGCUGGUGAAGGACAUCUGGGAGGAGCGGGAUGAGCACGGCACGGUGCGCUUCGCCGUGGUGCAGACGUUCGGCGACACUACGCACACCUUCGUGGAGCGCACGAACUACCGCGGCGUCUUCCUGCCCGGCUUCAAGGCGCCGAUGGAGGGCGAGGAUCCGCUGGUGAAGCUGCUGCCGCGCGUGGGACUGAACUUCAUCGAUCACACAGUGGGCAAUCAGCCCGAUUUGCAGAUGGAGAGCGUGGCGGCGUGGUACGAGAAGACGCUCAUGUUCCAUCGCUUCUGGUCCGUGGACGACUCGCAGAUCCACACGGACUACUCGGCGCUGCGCUCCAUCGUGAUGACCAACUACGAGGAGACCGUGAAGAUUCCCAUCAACGAGCCGGCGAACGGGAAGCGCAAGUCGCAGAUUCAGGAGUACGUGGACUACUACGGCGGCGCGGGCAUUCAGCACAUCGCCCUCAACACGGACGACAUCAUCACGGCCAUCAGGAAUCUGAGGGCGCGCGGCAUGAACUUCCUCACCAUCCCGGACUCCUACUAUGACAUCCUGAAGAAGCGCCUGCAGACGAGCAAGGUGAAGGUGAAGGAGGACCUCAAGGUGCUGCAGGAGCUGCAGAUCCUCAUCGACUACGACGAGGACGGCUACUUGCUGCAGAUCUUCACCAAGAACAUGCAGGAUCGCCCCACAGUCUUCCUCGAGGUGAUCCAGAGAAACAACCACAACGGCUUCGGAGCCGGCAACUUCAAGUCCCUCUUUGAGGCCAUCGAGUUGGAUCAGGCCAAGCGGGGCAAUUUGUAAGACAGUCAAUAAAUUCAUUUCAACACGUUACUCACGCUUUCUGCCGCGCCUCGCCAGCCGAUCGUUCGGUGACGCUUCCUGGGUGGGCUGCGUGGGUGGGAAGCCGAGA
This is a messenger RNA of Phlebotomus argentipes, 1354 nucleotides long. Its product is annotated as 4-hydroxyphenylpyruvate dioxygenase. Gene Ontology annotation, biological process: L-tyrosine catabolic process. The record is from RefSeq and is a predicted model, not a curated record. Gene Ontology annotation, molecular function: 4-hydroxyphenylpyruvate dioxygenase activity. The coding region runs from base 97 to 1245 and encodes 382 amino acids. NCBI's taxonomy places the organism in Eukaryota, Metazoa, Arthropoda, Insecta, Diptera, Psychodidae. Gene Ontology annotation, cellular component: Golgi membrane; endoplasmic reticulum membrane. The transcript is spliced from 4 exons.